Molecule: messenger RNA, 1229 nt
Organism: Thamnophis sirtalis
Lineage: Eukaryota; Metazoa; Chordata; Lepidosauria; Squamata; Natricidae
Source: RefSeq, a predicted model, not a curated record
CUCGCGCGCUUUGCAAGAUGGCGGCUUUCCGAGAGUGGUUCACAUUGUGCAGCUUGCCCGGGACUCCCCCUCAGGCGCCGCUGGGAUUGGAACCGGACGAGGACCGGGUGCUGGUCACGGAUCGAGGCCGGACGGUAACGCUGUAUAAGGUAUCUGAUCAAAAACCACUGGGUUGCUGGUCAGUCAAACAAGGGCAAACAAUUUCAUGUCCAGCCACAUGGAACUAUGAAACAGAAGAAUUCAUUCUUGUUCAUGAUGACAAGGUUUUACAGAUCUGGAAAGAAGAUGAUACUGACUUGGAUAAAGUUUUUAAAGCCACACUAUCAUCAGAUGUAUAUCGGAUACAUUCAUUACCACACACUGAGCCCUUAGUUCUGUUCAAGGGUGGAGCUGUUAAAAAUUUGGAUGCUUUGCUAGCAGAUCCAAAACAAGAAGUUGAAAAUGUUAUUUCUAAUGAAGUUAUUAGGUGGAGCAAUGCUUUAAUUGGAGUUGAAAAGAGAGUUAUUUUAUUUAUUACUGAGCAGGAUGGGAAUUACUUCAUAUAUGUGCAGCAUUGCAAUCCAUAUACCCUUCAGAAGUUUAAAUUUGAACAAGGAGUUGGGUCAUCUACUCCGUUGAGUUUUGCGGCAUAUUUGAAAAACAAAGUUAUCACACUCUUUUGCUUGUAUUCCAAUGGCUGUGUGUAUAAGAUUCUGGUGCCGCUACAAGAGAGUAAAACAGCAGAAACACAGAUUUUACCAAAAUCAAUUCUACUCAGACUCAGUGUGGGUGGAAAUAUUCUUAAAGGAACUUCAAUUGUGAUUCUUGAUGAAGACCAUAUUGCUGUAACAGGAGGCCUGGAUUCCUCAGAAAGUAAUGUCAAAGACUGCUUUUCAAUAUGGAAUAUUAAGUUUCAAACUCUGGAAGCAUCAAAAGAUUUGCCACAAGGAACAACAGGACAAUGUUGGGCUUACAAUGAUAAGCUAUUCAUAAUACACGGCAGAGAAUUAGAAGUAAUCCUAUACAAGUGCAAAACAUCCUCUUUGGCUGCUGCAGUUGGAAAAAGCAAGGAUACAUAUGUUUCUGAAAUGAAAACUCUGCCUGUUGAUUGGAAUAGGCUUCAGGAAGAUGGCAUAAUCUGUGCCGAACCUGAUAAAGCUGCUAAAGAUGAAUCUAAGAGGCUGUUGAGAUCAAGAAAGAAUGCUCAAGAAGGUACCCUGACAGUGGAACAGCUUCUUAACAUUAUUAAG